ACCAAGAAGUGGUGGUAUAGGUACAUACCUAACCUACCUAUAUUUAUACUAGGUACACUAAACAUUAGGGAAGCGACAAAUUGCCUAUUGACUGUUGCCCAUUGCCCGUUGCCCGUUGCCCAGUUGCCCAGUUACUUUGUUACCUACCCGUUACCAAUCCACACAGAUUCUUGGUUGCCCACCAUGACUUCAACGUCAACAACCCUUUCUUUGCCGCAGAGACAAAGCACUCUGUCUCGGACACCAAGGAAAUCUGGCAUCGCCACCGCUUCCACCCCGAAUUUAAACAGUUUAUAUUCUGCGCAUUCACGACUUGCCCCAAGCUCGGGCGGCCUUACGCGCAAAGCUUCAUUCGCUACUUUGACCCCUAGCUCGCUUGCUGCCAUUCCAGAUGACAGCGAAAGCUACGCUAUAUCUAGUGUUUUGACCGACGACACGCGCAAAAUGCCCCCUAUAACGCCUGGAAAGGGCGCUUGGGCUGCCGAUGAUUUCGCAUUUGGCGAUCCAGUUGAGGUUCCUGGGAAUAUGACCGGUACCGUUCGCUUUAUUGGUUCGGUCGCCGGGAGGAAAGGCACAUUUGCUGGUGUCGAGUUACACCCAGAAUUUGCUGUGCGCGGCAAGAAUAAUGGCGAUGUUGACGGUGUCUCCUACUUCACCACCACAGCCCCUGGUUCUGGUAUCUUCGUACCGAUCCACAAGCUUGCUAAACAACGCGACUCGCCCACACCCGCUUCCGGUUCCUAUCACCUCACCCCAUCGUUGAAAGGCGCGAACCAGAACGCUACAAACCAUACCCCCCCAACACCAUCUUUAUCUGCAUUCAGCAAGUCUCUUGGCCCACCCAGAGCCCCAAGCCCUCAAGGGAAAAAAACGAGAACAUCUCUAUCACGACCAGAGUCCCCUGUUCGCAAAUUGCAACUAACGCCAGCUCCACGACCUUCGGCAACGCCAGUUCCCAAGGUGCCCCCACGCUACGGAACCCCAUCUAUUUCUAGAUUUGGAUCGAGUGUACGGGGCACUUCUGGUGACCCAAACAAGUCCUCAAGGCUAGAUAGGAAACCAAGCAUAGUCCCUAGAAGUGCGUCAGCAUUGGGGGGAACUAACUCUAUCUACGAUGAAGAUGAGGCUACCCCUGUCGGUGCGCGCACCAAAAAUGACGGAAGCAUUGGAUCGAUGUCGUCGGUAUCUUUCAAGCGUCCCGCGUCUCGAGCAACCCACAUGAAUGAUGAGGAGAUUGAGCGACUGAAAGCCCAGCUCGAAGAUCGAGAUCGCCAACUGAGAGACCAAGCCUCCGCUCUGGCUGAGAUGGAGAGCAGCCUUUCGGAACUCACCAUGCUAAUAGAUCAGUCUGAAAAUGGUAGGAUGCGAGCGGGUAGCCUGGAUGGUAAAGACACCUCGCAGCUUCGAACAAUGCUUAGAGAGAAGAAUGAGAAGAUUGCCAUGCUUACCGCCGAAUUUGACACACAUCGAGCCGACUUCCGCAGUACUAUCGACACACUCGAAAUGGCAAGCACCGAAACCCAGAGAGUUUACGACGCAAAGAUUCGAGAAUUGGAACAGGAACUUCACGACGCACAAGAACGGCACGAUGAUGUCGAUAGCGUAGCGCGUCAGCUUAAGCAGCUCGAAGAGCUGGUCCAAGAGCUCGAGGAAGGCUUGGAAGACGCUCGCCGAGGGGAGGCGGAAGCUCGCGGCGAAGUUGAAUUUCUGCGAGGGGAGGUCGAGAGAACCAGAACGGAGUUACGACGGGAACGCGAGAAGGCUUCAGCCGCAAUGAACGGGGGUGACCAUGGAGAAGACAAACUAUCCAUGUCGAAAGAGUUGGAGCAGAAGGAAGAUGAGAUUAGAGGUCUCAAGGCCAUUAUCCACUCCCUUAGUAGAGAUUCUAUUCCAGGAUCGGAGUCUCCUGAGAAAGCGUCUACACAGCCACAACGUAACAACUCGGUCAUUAAGUCACGUCCAGACUCGAUUGAUGGCCGCCUAGCAAGGGAGAAGCUAGAGCGAGAAGUCUACGAACUACGUAGCAUAGUCGACAACAAGAACCAUCGGGAGGAGGAAUUGGAGCGCGAGAUUGAGUCUCUUCGCCGUGGAAGUGCGUCGGUUCAUCGUAUUAGUACUACAACCAUCGGCAGCACCAAUCGAUCAUCGUACCGUGACUCGAAAGGGACCGUUGUCCUUGCACGUGAGCCACACUCGCCGGAGUCUACACACAAACGUGCGCACACUCUAGACACGAUGCCCGAGAGUGAUGCGUACUCGUCGAUCACCGAGACUAGCACGCUCUGGUGUGAGAUUUGUGAGACUAGCGGGCAUGAUAUUCUUACGUGUACCAACAUGUUUGGGCCCCAAAACGAGCAAGGCAAGUCUUUGAAUGGCGACCACGCGCUCGACAAGUCAGGCAAGGGUGUCGUCCGAGAAGGCCACAAGAAUUUGUCGGUUCCUUCCGAUGCCAGCGAAGAGGACACACCCCGUCCUUUAUCCCCAUUGAAGUCUAGAGCGGUGCCACAGCCUCCGCCCCCUCCACCGGCCACGGUCAAGAUUCUUCCUAAUCCCCAAGACAACGGGCCGCUAGCAGGCAAGGAUAGCGGCGUAGUAGAUCCAGCAAAGUGGUGUGCCUUGUGCGAGCGUGAUGGGCAUGACAGCAUAGACUGUCCCCUAGAGGAUGCAUUCUGAGGGAUCCAUUAGCAGUACAGCACCAGACACAACUUACCGACCUAGAUACCCUAGAAGCAUUGGGAGAUGACCUAGCAAAACUCGAAUAUCCGGUGUGGCACGAUAUAGGACAUCGUGCAACAUCAACCUUACGUCCCUUUCUUCUAUCCAUUAAUAGGUGUUGCAUAUUAUAUUCCUGAGGAACGCACUUUGAUUAACGGCCACGUCGGGCCGACCAUAACAACAAAACUCUCACCCUUCUACUGCCUACAGUUAUAUUCCCCCUCUCGACAACUAUUACUCGCUUUUUUUUGCGUGUAAAUCUGAUUGGAGUAGUUUCGGAGGAAGAUUAGAGGUUAUUGCCUACCUACCUAAGUAGAUGAUGUAUUAUAAUACAACAUGAGCUGAGGUGCCUGUCCUAUGACAGACAGUUGACUAUUUUUAAGAUCUCAUUAAGAAACAUGCAGUGACUUGUAUUCCAAUCCCAAUCUGAAAUAUUGCGAAGUCGGUUGUUUACAUACAACAAGAG
Molecule: messenger RNA, 3181 nt
Organism: Hypoxylon fragiforme
Lineage: Eukaryota; Fungi; Ascomycota; Sordariomycetes; Xylariales; Hypoxylaceae
Exons: 3
Coding region: 184-2673 (829 amino acids)
Source: RefSeq, a predicted model, not a curated record